Molecule: messenger RNA, 3977 nt
Organism: Zerene cesonia (dogface butterfly)
Lineage: Eukaryota; Metazoa; Arthropoda; Insecta; Lepidoptera; Pieridae
Exons: 10
Coding region: 374-3028 (884 amino acids)
Biological process (GO): proteolysis
Molecular function (GO): metallodipeptidase activity
Source: RefSeq, a predicted model, not a curated record
CCGCCCUCCUGUCCGGUGACUACAGCCUCCUCGCCUCUCGGGUAUGGAUUAUUCGCAGAGAACCGGCAGCGGAACCAGUGCGACCUGCGAACUCCCCGCGGCCGCUCGCCUCUCUCGUAGCCUUUCGUAGCUUAGGAUUACGCGUAACUCAUCCGUAGAUAGCGGCAAAAGCUACCCCGCAGUUACUCUUUGAGCUCGAUUAUACCGACACUUUCAAAUCUUGCUCAUUUAAAUAUUUGCGAUGUGUAUUUAUGAUGUCACUUAUGUAGAAUUGCCAAAAAUAUGCACCUGUGGAACCAAUGAUUUUGUAUAAUUUAGCAAAGGAAGGAAGAAAGGAAGUAUUUAGAUCGCUAAUGCAAAGUUAUAAACAAUAAUGAUUCAAGUAGACGAUUUUAAACGACCCUCUCCAUCACCUUCACGAUGCUCUGUACGCAGCGACAGCCGGGUGUUUAGGCAACCGAGAGUAAUUCAUGUAAAUCGCGAUGUUGCUACAAUGAUGGAUGAUGAAACAAAUUGUGUUCCUCGAAGUGGAAAUACUAAUGAACCGACACUGAUAUCUGAUUUUGAACCUGUACAAACAGCGCACGCUUCUCACUUCCGCUCACGUACGUUCAGUGAUGGAUUUAUCAGAAAUACCAGUCUUGAGCUCCUGUUAGGCGUAGAUUGUGAUGCUUGCCUCGCGCUAGCUGCCCAAAGACAAUGUUACAACCAACAUUUAUCCGAUCAUGAAUUUGAUUUAGUUUGCAACUGUAACGUUCAACAAAACAAUUAUCUUAAUUGUCAUCGAGAUUCUGUAAAACAACGAGGUCAUACGCUUAAUAUUUAUGAUAUGGACAGAAUCAAACGAGAUGCAGGACGUAAUAAUUUGAUUGAUGGAACGCAUCGUACCCUGGACAGGAAACAUAUUAAAAGUAAAAAUGUUUCAAAUUAUAUUUCUAAGCAAUUUAUAUCAUAUGACCAAACAAAUACUCUGGUUCAAAAAAUUAAAAAGAAAUUAUCAAAUUUGAAACGAAUUGGAGGAGAAGCGAUGGCGAAAAAACCACAAAACGCUGUACAGUUAGCGGAGAUAAGUGCGGGUUCAACAAGCUCGCUACGGAAGCUGUCGAUGUUAUCACUUGUAGAUAAGUCACAGAGAAAAACGAAUAGCCAGAGUUGCAUCUUUUCUGCUACAAGUUUGCAAUCUAAAACUGAUUUUAAGGAAAACUUAAAUACUUAUGCCAAUUUUUCAUCAAACGUUGAUCAAUGUUUUGAUCGUAUAAGAGAUUGCAAUGCAGAAUUAUAUAAGCCGCAGAAAAAGCCUAAAAUAAGAACUUUAGAUAGAAAUGACGACGUUGUUUUACGAGGCUCUUCCUCUAUAAAAUUUUCCACUUUAGAUAAUAGAAGUCGAUGUAGAGGCAUAAGAAGACAGAUGUCUUAUAACGACUUUCCCUCAGAGAGAUUUACGAGCGGGUUAUCAGAAACAUGGUCGCCUGAUGAUUCGACUAACACACGUAAUAAUGUAUCAUCCGAAGAAAAUCAUACCUUUUUGGAUGCUGAAAGAAGUGUAGGAAGUGAUCAUAGAGUUUUGCAUGCACAAUGUACUUGUAAUACGGGCCAAUCUCAAAAAAUUCCCUCUAUUUUCUUCGAUCCUCAUGGAAAGAAACGCUCAGCUCCUGCACCCGAUGUGACAGACAGGGCACAAGAAAGAAUCUCGUGCAGUGCCUGUAAAUCCAGUCAGUGGCUUCCCAACACCACUACUUCUACAACGAGCCAUAGUUCUACCACGACUGGUGCCUCAUCACGUUUAUCGGGAUGGCAGCGACGUUGGUGCUGCGUGGCUGUUCUGGUGCUAGUGGCGGGUACAGCUUGCGUGGCAGGGCCUCUGGCACUGCGGGCGCCCCCCGGAGCCCCACUCCAUGAGCGGCUACGUCUAGCAGAGCGUCUUUUACACGACACACCACUAAUCGAUGGCCAUAACGAUUUACCCUGGAAUAUUCGAAAAUUUUUACACAACAAAAUAAAGGACUUCCGGUUUAAUGAAGAUUUGAGGACGAUUUCUCCAUGGGCCACUAGCUCUUGGAGUCAUACUGAUUUGCCUAGACUGAAACAAGGUCGAGUUGCUGCACAAUUUUGGGCAGCAUACGUCCCUUGUGAUUCUCAACACAAGGAUGCGGUACAACUUACCUUCGAGCAAAUAGACCUGAUACAGCGUUUAACAGACAAGUAUCACCCGGAGCUCACAUUCUGCACUUCAGCUGAAGAUAUUUUAACAGCACACGCUAACCACCGCUUGUGUUCGCUAGUAGGUGUUGAGGGUGGUCACGCUAUAGGAGGAUCCCUCGGUGUAUUAAGAACGCUAUAUCAAGUUGGAGUCCGCUACUUAACCUUGACGUCAUCGUGUGACACUCCAUGGGCCGAGUGCGCUGCGACCGACCGUCCGGACUCAAAUCUAAGAGGUGGUCUUUCACCGUUUGGAAAGGUAGUUAUCAUGGAAAUGAAUAGACUUGGAAUGCUGGUGGACCUAUCACAUGUAUCAGAGCGCACUAUGCGUGAUGCGUUGGCAAUAUCUCGAGCACCCGUUCUGUUUUCCCAUUCAUCUGCAAGAUCCUUGUGCAAUGUAACCAGGAAUGUGCCGGAUGGAGUUCUUCGUCUACUUGCUGCCAAUAAAGGCCUUGUAAUGGUUAACUUCUAUACAUCUUUUUUAACAUGCCGAAACACAGCAACUGUGCAAGAUGCUAUAGCUCAUAUAAAUCACAUACGCGAUGUGGCCGGCGUGGAUUACGUCGGUUUAGGCGCUGGAUACGAUGGAAUUAAUUAUACUCCCCAAGGACUAGAGGAUGUAUCUUCGUACCCUUUACUAUUUGCUGAACUGAUGGAAGCAGGUUGGACUAUGGAAGAUUUGAAAAAACUGGCAGGACUAAACUUACUGCGCGUAUUAAGUGCCGCUGAAAGAGUAUCGCGUGAACUUGCCUCAGCACACGUCACACCUUACGAAGACGUGGCUCCACGCACGAUAGAAUCGUACAACUGUUCUAGCCAAGAUGUAUAACUACUUACAUAUCUCUUUUUAUCAUAAGCAAUAAUAUAUACUUGUUCUACUGCAAAGUGCAGCUAGGGUAGGAAAGAAAGACUCGUCAGCGAUCGCAUUUGUGUAUGCUCGCAGUACUGAAAACGUUAAAAUUUUUUGACAUUAGGUCCAUAUUAUAUUAAUAGAAUUUUAGAUGUAUAAAUCCCAAGCUUUAAUAACAUAAUGUAUCAUAGAAAUUAUAGAAUUUUAUCCCCGUUCAUAAAAGAUAAGUCUAUAUUGUUCAAUAUUUAUACUUAGUGUACAUUAAACUUGAUUUAAACUUAAAAUGUUCAUUUUAAAAUUAUGUGAAUAUUCUCAACAUAUUCUACUUUUCUGUUUCGCUGUUUAAGUACAAUCAUAUCCUCUACUUGACUGACUGUAAAAAUAUUGAACGUUGAUAAAACUUCGAUUCGAUUCGAUAUUAAAAACGUAUUCGACUGUAUGGUUUUCAAUAGAUAUGUAUAUAAAUGAUAUUAAUAUUUGUCAAUUUAAUGAAUUAACUUUCGUCGCCGCACUUUAAAAAGUAUGUAUAAUUUAUUUAUCUAGAAUAUUAAAGAAGAGAGCAAUGAGUUAGCUUAUUAUUAUGAUUCUGAAAUGAAAAUUACUAAAAAGAUGAGAUAUUAUAUUUUAGGCACUGCCUGCGUUAUUCUUUACAUCACCAGCUAUGCCAGGUGCUGUCUAAAUUAGCUGAAUCAAACAGACGAACAAACGGAUAUUUAUCCUCACUUUCAUAAAUUCAUUUCCUGUAAUAACGUUGAUAAGUUGUCCCUGUAUACAUACCUCAUAUAUAAUUCAUAGUAAGUAUAUUAUACAUGUGGAAGUGUAGAACAAUGUAUGUUUUGUAUUAGGUUCUCUUACUGUUAAUAUUUGGAAUAAUGUAUGAGGAUGGUUAUGAAUUGUUAUAUUGUUUCCAAAACUAUAUUAGUGAGGU